Messenger RNA from Branchiostoma belcheri (Belcher's lancelet), 2033 nucleotides. Its product is annotated as Golgi SNAP receptor complex member 2-like. Gene Ontology annotation, molecular function: SNARE binding; SNAP receptor activity. The transcript has 6 exons. The coding region runs from base 91 to 726 and encodes 211 amino acids. Gene Ontology annotation, cellular component: Golgi apparatus; endoplasmic reticulum membrane; late endosome membrane. The record is from RefSeq and is a predicted model, not a curated record. Gene Ontology annotation, biological process: vesicle fusion; intra-Golgi vesicle-mediated transport. NCBI's taxonomy places the organism in Eukaryota, Metazoa, Chordata, Leptocardii, Amphioxiformes, Branchiostomatidae.
CUACUCCUGACGUGUCCAAGCGGUGGGAGGGCGGAAGUGAACCGAAAUUUCGGCGUUUUUGGUUGUUUUCGGGCAGAAUUUUACGCAACCAUGGAGGCUUUGUACCACCAGACCAACAAGAUGCUCCACGAGGUUCAGAAUGGGAUGGGCAGACUGGAGAUGGCAGGACAAGAUGAAGUUCACUUGGUAGAGAAUGACCUGCAGAGGAGAACGGAGCAGAUUUUCUCUAACCUGGAGCGGCUGGACAUCCUGGUCAGUAAGGAACCCGUCAACAGGAGGCAGAAUGCUAAACUGAGAGUCGACCAGCUGAGAUAUGAUGUGCAGCACCUUAAGGCAGCCCUGAGGAACUUCCAGCACAAGAGAUACCAGCGGGAACAGGAGGACAGGGACAGGGAGGCUCUGCUUAACAGGGAGUUCGCUCCUAAUGAGGACACAUCUAUUAUGAUAGACCACGCCUUGCAGCACAACUCCUCCCUACACAACGCACACAGGGGGGUCGACGACCUCAUCGGGUCAGGCAGCUCUAUCAUGGCCAGCCUGCAGGGGCAGAGGAGCACACUGAAGGGAGCCCAUAAGAAGAUGCUUGACGUAGCCAACAUGCUGGGGAUGUCCAACACAGUCAUGCGGCUCAUCGAGAAGAGAACCUUCUACGACAGGUUUAUUCUGUUUGGCGGGAUGCUCGUCACGGGUGUCAUCAUGUACCUGGCCUUCCAGUACCUCACGUAACAUCACCUGUCCUCUUAACGUAUAACGUCUACCUGAGACACUCAUCUUUCUGCCAAGUCUGCUUUAGAACUAUUUCUUACCUUUCCUAUUGGUUAAUAUCAUUAGACAAGGAAAUAACAGUUACUCAAGGAACUGGACAGCUUUUGAAAAUCUAUCAAUCCAUUUGCUUGAGUAAUUGUUAUUUCAUUGUCUGGCCUUCCAGUACCUCACAUAACAUCACCUGUCGUCUUACCUGAGACACUCAUCUUUCUCAAAUUCUGCCAGAUCUGCUUUAGGACUACAACCAUUUGCUACCUUUCCUUUUGGUUAAUGUCACCAGAACAUAGUAGGGUGGUUUCAUUCUUCAGGCUAACCAACAUUUAGCACACAGCAGUUAUCCCUCAGUAAGGCAUCUGGAGCUGCACAGUUCCCGUUAAGAACCUUUUCUUGCUGAAGGAUGUCUGUGAGCUAGAGGAAUGAAUCCACUGCACUCAAGCAACUGGAUAGGUUUUCAAAAUUUAUCAAAAUCUAUUUGGUUGCUUGAGUAACUGUUAUCUCUGUAUCUGAUUACCUCUAUACCUUGAUCUCAUAACCUUCAUCAACCCAUCACUUGUACAUGCAUGGUUGUCAUUAACCAUCAGCAAUAUGAAGUCCUGUACAUUUCACUGCACAUGUAUAAUCAAGUCAACUAACUAUAUGUCAUUAUGGAGAUAAGUUUAUGCUGAUAUAAAUAGUGUACAUAAUGUUGUUUAUCAAUCAGGUGAAGUGAAUAAGUCUUUUACUGGACUCGACAUGUCAAUUUUGCAGUUAUAACGCUUGUAUCUGCACAGUCUUGAAAAGUUCCAAGCUCGUACCCUUCCUUCCUUCCUUCAAUAGCCAAAGCCCAUGCCCUGCUAUCUAGACCUGAUUGUACCAACACAAAUGUACAUAUCAUGUAAUGCUGUUUUAUUGCAUUUCUCUAAAGAUAAAACAGCUUAACUUCAUAUUAAUCUCAUCUUUACUGAUAUCAUCAUCAUUUAGUACCCAGGAGUGUGUAUAAAAGGGCUAUUACAAGUCAGUUCAAUAAUUUAUUGUUCAAGUUAAAAUUUCCUGACUUGAGCCCCUCGCUAACACUAGUCAGCAGAUCUAUUGUAUCAGAGUCAAUUGUUAUCAGUACAAAUGAAAAUGUUUUAGACCUGAACAUUACAGGGUAUGAUUUACAAUGUACAAAUGUAAAAACAAUCCAUAUGUUACACCUUCCUUAAAAUACAUAUUAUAUCUUACAGAGGAAAACAGUGUUAUGACAGCAGUUUGUAAUUAUUUCCAUUGAAAUAAACCAUCUGUCCAGA